AUGGACGAAUCCGCCAACAAAGGGAAGAAAUUGAAGGUGAUCAAAAAGAAAAGGGGGAUGAAAUUGAAGCGUUGUAGUGCAUCCAUUCCAGAACCAAAAGCCAGUGGCAUUGGGAGAACAUCCUUUGAUGCACGUGACGAUGGUUGGUUUUCAGCCAUUCCAAAACCAAAAUAUUCCGCAGAGUAUGAGGCUUUGAUCAGGACCAAGUUAGCCGACAAGUUAGCCAAGGAACGUGAUGCAGCCAUUCAAGAACCAAAAGCAAGCGACAUUGGGAGGAUAUCCGUUAUGGGAUUUGAGGGUCAUGAUCGUGAGGGUGUGAAGAGUGCGUUGAGAGAACAUUUCGCUUCAUGUGGAAAGAUCAGCGAUGUUUACAUUAAUUUAAAGACAAAAAACCCGAUAGUCGCUCAUAUAUAUUUUGUGGGAGAGGGAGCAGUAGAAAAGGCCUUGAAACUUAAUGGAAGUGAAGUUGCUGGAGGAUGGAAAGUCUCCGCUAAGCCUUAUCCGUUUUAUGACGACAACCCUAUCUUAGUAAAAAUCCGUGGAUAUGAAGACACUUGGCUUAGUGAUGGUGAGCUGGAGGUCGCAGUGAGGGAGUUUUUCUCGUCAUGUGGAGAGGUCAAGCAAGUUGUGGUCCACAAGGAAAACGGGGGGUUCUGUUGUGUGGAUAUCAAGGGAAUUGACGCAGCAGAGAAGGUGCCCGAACUUGAUGGCAGCUUCUUUGGAAGAAACAAAGCAGUUGUUCGUGUUCUUACUUUACCACCAAGACAUAGCACCCACAACCGUGCUCGUAAUUAUGGCCCCAGGAAUUUAGGUUUGCUGGCUGCGAAUCAUACGGCUGCGGAGACUGCCGAGUAG
Molecule: messenger RNA, 855 nt
Organism: Microthlaspi erraticum
Lineage: Eukaryota; Viridiplantae; Streptophyta; Magnoliopsida; Brassicales; Brassicaceae
Source: the annotation of a GenBank genome assembly